Oncorhynchus tshawytscha (Chinook salmon) is the source of this 2805-nucleotide messenger RNA. RefSeq names its product transmembrane protein 163. Bases 378 to 1229 code for a protein of 283 amino acids. The record is from RefSeq and is a predicted model, not a curated record. The transcript has 8 exons. Gene Ontology annotation, cellular component: synaptic vesicle membrane. NCBI's taxonomy places the organism in Eukaryota, Metazoa, Chordata, Actinopteri, Salmoniformes, Salmonidae. Gene Ontology annotation, molecular function: zinc ion binding.
UCGAGAACCACCUGGGACAGAUGUUGUUCAUUACGCGCAGCGGAGUCGAACCGGGAACUGUUGUAGCGUGGCAAACAUGUCUACAGUCUCCAGUGUUCACUGAUAAGCAGACUUGACAUGGACAUGGGUACGGAUUCCACACAACCCAGAGGCCUCGUUAAAUAAACCAGAUUCGUAAUUAGAGUCCUCUUGCUGCUGUCUUCGCACUCGACUUCGAAUUCAUGACUGGCAUGGGGGCACGGUAUUGAUGCGCUCGAUAUUGCGCUCAGAUCUACAGAAGCCCACUCCGCCGGCCGCAGCUCAACGCUUGAGGACGGAACUUCGCGCGUUGGUGUGAGACUUUUGGAGUUGCCUAAUUGGAACCGCAAUUUAGAGCAAUGACGGACUCUACAGCCUCAGACCCGGUGAGCACCAUCCCGGAUCCAACUAUUGUUGAUCCGUCGACUGUGAACGGCCAGUUCGACCCGACAGAUCAACAGCCACCCAAAAGAGCAAAUCAGGGGGAACCUAAAUUCAAGAUGGACCAGGAGAUGAAGAUUAGCGAUAGCGUGGAGGGGCAAGGCUUGCUCGAGAGCAGCAUGAGGCUGAAGCCCCACGAAGCUCAAAGCUACCGCAAGAAAGCAUUGUGGGUCUCCUGGGUUUCCAUCUUUGUGACGCUGAUCCUGGCAGUAGCAGCUUUCACGGUUUCCUUCAUGAGACACAGUGCCUCGGCUUUCGGAUUCGCUUUUGAUGCCGCCCUGGACGUGCUGUCCUCCAUCAUCGUGGUGUGGCGCUAUAGUAACGCCGCCGCCGUUCACUCUGCACACAGGGAGUACAUAGCCUGCGUGAUCCUGGGGGUGGUCUUCAUCCUGUCCUCUCUGUGUAUCCUGGGAAAGGCAAUCCAUGACCUGGCUACCAAGCUACUGCCUGAAGUGGAUGACUUCCUCUUCAGUGUGUCCAUCGUCAGUGGCGUGAUGUGUAUCAUUCUGUCCGUGUUCAAGUUCAUGCUGGGCAGGGUGCUCACCAGCAGAGCCCUCAUCACAGACGGUUUCAACUCCCUGGUGGGCGGGGUCAUGGGCUUCUCCAUCCUAAUCAGUGCCGAGGUGUUCAAGCACGAUCCCAAAGUGUGGUACCUGGACGGGUCCAUAGGGGUCCUGAUAGGCCUCAUCAUCCUGGCCUACGGAGUCAAGCUGCUGGUUGAUAUGGUCCCUCGAGUGCGACAGACGAGGAACUACGAGCGCUUUGAGUGACAGAAGACCACGGGAAGGGCAGCGAGGGCUCAGUGGGGGAUGGGUUCUAGGUUAUAUACAGUAUGUGUACGUCCAGUGUCUGUUCUAGGAUAUGUAUAUCUACGCCCAGUCCCUAUCCAGCUCAGCUCCAUUCUUCCUGGUAGAUCUCUCCAGUCACCAUGACAAACCUAUUGAUUUAGACCUCACGGUGCCAGCCCAGUGGCAUUUUAGUGAGACCCAAGUGGUCCAUUCUGCAGCGUUCCCCCUGUCUCUCUCUGACUCCGAACCUGAUCCGUCCAUAGGAGUCGUUAUGAAGUCAAAGGGAAGACGGAGGAGGUUUCCCUCGAUGUUUCUCCUCCUCCUCUGCCGAAGCAGGGGGAGGCGGAAGGACAGACCGAAGAACGUGGGCUGCUGAGUCGUCAGGAAAUUAUGCCACUGCCGCUACAAAGGCACUGCACAUUGUCCACUGAUUACAGUCUGGUGUUCAUAUCUCUAUUUCCCCUUGGACAAGAUGGCUGAUUCAGAUAUGCAUCUCAGUCCUUAUGGGAUUUCAAUGGUUUCUAAUAGGCAUUUUAUUUUGUUCAGUAACACUGUGUGUGUCCCCAAUGGCACCCUAUGCCCUUUAUAGUGCACUACUUUUGACCACCCUAUUCCCUUUAUAGCGCACUACUUUUGACCGGGGCCCAUAAAAAGUGCACUAUGUAGGAAAUAGGGUGGCAUUUGGCACACACACAGCCUAUUUCUGUUUAUGACACCACUGCUCAAAGUAGAUGUGUUGCGUUUAUGUAGUCGUGAUGUAGUAACAGGUAAAGUAUAUUUUAGGGUGGUAGUUGCUACUAUUCGUAGCUAUAGGGCAUGUUUGCUAUCCCCCAAAUAAUCAGCAGGGGAAAUGGAUUUCUGAGAUGCCCAUUGUAUUAUCAAUUGUAGACACAAUAGUGUAGUAUAGCAGUACACUAUGUGCAAUAACAACAUGACAGACGACUCUUAUCAAUGGCUUGUGUCCCAAAUGGCACCCUAAUCCCUACAUAGUCACUAUGGGUCCUGGUCAAAAGUAGUGCACUAUAUGGAAUAGGGUGAUAUUUGGGACAAAACCUGUAUCAUUUGAUUAGUGAAUAUGAAAGCACAAAUGCCCCUGUCAACAACUCAUGUAUGGAAUCUGUGUUUGCUGUAUUGAUUAAGAGGGCCACAUUAAGGGGUGUUGAAUAAAAGCCUGUGGCAGACCAUCAACAGACAACAUGACUGGAGACAAAGACUCUAGCCAGAGAUUACUGCGCUGGAAUUAAAACAAGUCUUUUUCUGUGCACCACAGCCAAGUCUGGUGGCUAGAGCACAACAGGUCAUCCCUUUUUUAGGCCAUUCCCUCUUCCUUAUCUAAUUCCUUAACCAAGUCUGAUGGGGGAAAUACGGUCGUCCUGGCGAGUAAAUAUACCAUAUACAAUGAUAUUGUUUAAAGCUUUCACAAUCUGCCACGAUGGAUGUAAUUAUAUAUGUAGGAUAUAACUACAUGACCAAAAUUAUGUGGACACCUGCUCGUCGAACAUCUCAUUCCAAAACCAUGGGCAUUAAUAUGGAGUUGGUCCCCCCUUUGCUGCUAUGA